UGCCCCCAAACACACUAUGCGAUUGCUGGAGUCUGCGCUCCCCCCAGCUCUGAUGUGGAGGUCCCAUUUUCCAGGACUCGAGCGGGCACUGUGACAGGCGUGGCCGUCAAUAUCGCCUCCCUGAUCUCAGUCAUGCUGCAGCCAUACAUGCCCGGCGUCAGUGCCACCAUUCAGCGCCAGCUCUGUGUGCCGAAGGCCUGCAAUGUGCUGAUGGACACCUUCCUCUGCCUCCUGCCCCCCGGGCACCAGAUCGGCACGGUGAGCCCUCUGUUCCAGAAGCUGGAGAGUGAGCAGAUUGAAGCCCUGCGGAAGCGGUUUGGUGGAGGGCAGCUGGAAGACUCCACCUUGGAGCUGAAGGCACAUGCUGCCUGCGUGGCCUCGGCCAAUGUGACACCCCCUGGGCCUGGGGGAGGCGUGGUGCUGGCAGGGGACCCCCAGAAGGCCAAGGAGCUGGCCGAGGAGCUGGCCAAACAGGCCAACCACGUGCGCCAGCUGAAGGCCAACAAGGCAGAGAAGGGGCAGAUCGAUGCUGAGGUUGCCAAGCUGCUGGAGCUGAAGAAGCAGCUGGCGCUGGCUGAGGGGAAGACCCCUGAGCCCCCGGCCCCCAUGGGGAAGAAGAGGAAAUAGCUUCUGAGUGCCUCAGAAGAGUGGCAGUGGUGGUUCUUCCCUUGCUGGGGGGAUCUGCACCUGUCCUCUCCAGCCCCAAAAGGACUACCUGUGAGCAGUUGGAGGUAUGGGGCCUGGCCCAGCCCUGCCUCUCCCCUUUGGGCCCCUCCUGCAGCAGCUGUGCUGAGUGCAAGGAGCCCCUGACCCACCUACUGCGAUGCCCAGCCUACACAAGGACCCAGAGAGCCACUCAGGUGUACGGGGUGUAAUGGGGGAAGCGCUGACUGCGCCACGAUGUACAAUAAAGGGUUUGCUCGA
Molecule: messenger RNA, 924 nt
Organism: Dermochelys coriacea (leatherback sea turtle)
Lineage: Eukaryota; Metazoa; Chordata; Testudines; Dermochelyidae
Gene: MARS1
Product: methionyl-tRNA synthetase 1
Exons: 5
Biological process (GO): methionyl-tRNA aminoacylation
Cellular component (GO): cytosol; aminoacyl-tRNA synthetase multienzyme complex
Molecular function (GO): methionine-tRNA ligase activity; ATP binding
Source: RefSeq, a predicted model, not a curated record